This is a messenger RNA of Pteronotus mesoamericanus, 1817 nucleotides long. RefSeq names its product target of myb1 like 2 membrane trafficking protein (gene TOM1L2). The transcript has 16 exons. NCBI's taxonomy places the organism in Eukaryota, Metazoa, Chordata, Mammalia, Chiroptera, Mormoopidae. Gene Ontology annotation, molecular function: clathrin binding; phosphatidylinositol binding; ubiquitin binding. Bases 217 to 1806 code for a protein of 529 amino acids. Gene Ontology annotation, biological process: signal transduction. The record is from RefSeq and is a predicted model, not a curated record. Gene Ontology annotation, cellular component: endosome; membrane.
GUAGGUGGAGCUUCGCUGAGGCAGUGCAAGGACCAAUCGGAGGAAUACCGGGCAGGCGUCGCCCAAUAGCGGUGCGACAGGAGCGAGAUCAGGAGCCGAGCGUUCCUGAGGGUGGGGCGGAGGCAAGUGUCCGUCAGGUCCCGAGCGCCACGGAGGACUGCGGAGACCCCGGCGGCUGAAAGGGUACUCGGGCCGCUGCCGUGUCGUCCGCCCAAGAUGGAGUUCCUCCUGGGGAACCCGUUCAGCACACCGGUGGGGCAAUGCCUCGAAAAGGCCACAGAUGGCUCCUUGCAGAGCGAGGACUGGACGCUGAACAUGGAGAUCUGCGACAUCAUCAAUGAGACAGAUGAAGGGCCAAAGGAUGCCAUUCGAGCCCUGAAGAAGCGGCUCAACGGGAACCGGAACUACAAAGAAGUGAUGCUGGCAUUAACAGUGCUGGAGACGUGUGUGAAGAACUGUGGCCACCGCUUCCACGUCCUGGUGGCCAACCGAGAUUUCAUUGACAGUGUUCUGGUCAAAAUCAUCUCUCCCAAGAACAGCCCUCCUACCAUCGUACAGGACAAGGUGCUCGCUUUGAUCCAGGCGUGGGCAGAUGCCUUUCGAAGCAGCCCUGACCUCACGGGCGUCGUGCACAUAUAUGAGGAGCUGAAGAGGAAGGGGGUCGAGUUUCCUAUGGCAGAUUUGGACGCUCUGUCUCCCAUACACACGCCACAGCGGAGUGUCCCUGAAGUGGAUCCAGCCGCCACCAUGCCCAGGUCCCAGCAGCAGCAGAGGACGAGUGCCGGCUCCUAUUCCUCGCCUCCGCCCGCUCCCUACUCCGCUCCACAGGCCCCGGCGCUGAGUGUGACUGGCCCCAUCACAGCCAGUUCAGAGCAGAUCGCCAGGCUGCGGAGCGAACUGGACAUUGUUCGAGGAAACACAAAAGUCAUGUCUGAGAUGCUAACAGAAAUGGUGCCCGGACAGGAGGAUUCAUCGGAUCUGGAGUUACUCCAGGAGCUGAACCGGACCUGCCGGGCCAUGCAGCAGCGCGUCGUGGAGCUCAUCUCCCGCGUGUCCAACGAGGAGGUCACAGAGGAGCUGCUGCACGUCAACGACGACCUCAACAACGUCUUCCUCAGAUAUGAGAGGUUCGAGCGAUACAGGUCUGGCCGAUUGGUUCCAAAUGCCACUAAUGGAGUGCUGAACGAAGUGACCGAAGACAACUUAAUAGACCUGGGGCCAGGGUCUCCAGCCGUGGUGAGCCCCAUGGUGGGGAACACGGCACCCCCGUCUUCGCUCUCAUCCCAGCUCGCUGGCUUGGACUUGGGGACAGAGAGUGUCAGUGGCACCCUCAGCUCACUCCAGCAGUGUCAUCCUCAUGAUGGCUUUGACAUGUUUGCCCAGACGAGAGGGAACUCCUUGGCUGAGCAACGCAAGACGGUAACCUACGAGGAUCCCCAGGCUGUCGGAGGACUCGCUUCUGCUCUAGAAGGUCGGAAACAGAUCUCCGAAGUGAAGAGAAUUAAAGGUGGGGACUCUGACCUGGAGCCCAUAGACAGCUGGCUCAUAACCCAAGGAAUGAUCCCCGUUGCGCAGCCCUCUGUCAUGGACGACAUUGAGGUGUGGCUGAGGACGGACCUGAAGGGCGACGACCUGGAGGAGGGCGUCACCAGUGAAGAGUUUGAUAAGUUCCUUGAAGAAAGAGCUAAAGCUGCUGAAAUGGUUCCCAGUCUCCCCUCACCCCCCGUGGAGGCCCCAGCCCCGGCCUCUGGCGCCACCGGCCGGAAGAAGCCCGAGCGGUCAGAAGACGCCCUCUUCGCCCUGUGAGCCGGUCUGCA